AAUGUGCCUCUUUGCUCAGUUAUCAGCGGAUAUAGAAGUACUAUCCAGUUUAGUUUUUUCUUUUUUUCAGGUGCCUCUUGUGUGACACGUGUGACCGCUUAAGGAAGCAACUAUUUUCUUUUGCGAAGGUUACAGGCUGCGCGCAAACAGAGAUUGCCGGGCCAAGCAAGCAGGCAGCCAUUCUGCCUUGUUCUGGGGAUACCGUCUUUCCCUUCCACAGCUAGUUCCAACCCAAAGGAAUUAAAGCGGGACUCCGAAGAGUCCAAAGUGGACGGAGGGAGACGAGAGGGGUUCGGAGGAGAGAGCCCAGGCGCUAGAAGGGAGGCGAGGAGAGCGCGCAAGGCUGAGAGGGUAACCCACACUGGGGAAGAGAGGCCGAGGCCGCCGCCGCCUCCUCCUCCUGCGGAGGGGUCAGUCCCUACCUGGAGUAGAGAGGAGACAACCUCCGCGCCCCAUUAGGGCUCGCGGGCGGCGGUGGCGGUGCCUGGGCCGUUCCCAUAGCGACUGACUCCCCGUAACGCGCAAGCCAGGCCGAGGCGAGGGCAGCAGGAGGACGUGCAGAAGGCCUAGCCCGCGACCUCUCCCCGUCCCCGGCCCAUCAUGUACCCAGCAGGAAGCGAGGCUGCUCCCGCUUCUCCUCCUGCGAGAGAAACACGAGGGAGUUUCGGAAGCUUCCCAGGGUAGGAAGCAGGGCCAGGGGCCAAGGUGGGCGGGAUGGGAGUCCCCGGCGCAAGGGGAACCUCUCCCCAAUUCUCCCCUCAUGGACGAGAAGAGCUCCCCGCCACCUUCCUUCACCCCCUGCCUCCCCGCUCUCUCGUCUGUCUGUCUCGUUGGCUGUGGGUUGCCAGAGUCAACAGGAAACCAUCUUCUCGGCCCUUCUUUCCUCCAGCCAGGAAUGGGUUUCAGGCUUGUCAGUGGAAGCAAGAGCAACAAGUCUGCCAUCGUAAUGGGGAAAAAAGAUGUUAUACCUGGCAUUUAUGGGACCAGUCUGCCACUGAGCAACUUCUCUCCCCAGACACCCCAGACUUGUGUUUUGGAAUCCGAUGGCUCUGCUGAAAAGAAAUUUCACUCACCAGAAGAAAUGAUUGGCACAGGAGGUAUUCUUACAAGUGCAUUUUAUAAGGACCAUUAUAAAGCUGCAAUUGAGCAGUUGGCAGCUCUUAAUAUGUCAAAAAACAGUAGGACAGCACAGUUCAGUUCAAGGAGCAGACGACAAGGGACAUACCAUUCCUGGAGCUAUAUACACAAUCAAAGCAAUAAUACAACGAGCAGAGACUUCAAUAAGCCUUUUGUAGAAAUGCCAUCUAGUUCCAGUGACAUUCCUAUGAACUUCAUCACCAAUCCAACACUGCUACAUUCUUAUGUGAACAGAUAUCAUCCAGUUUCUUAUCCUGGAACACCAAAGACGACAUUGGAAAACCACAGCAGAAAUGGAGAUCAAGACUUUUUCAAAAAGGCUAGUGAAGCUACCGCUUCCGAGUCAUAUCCUGCUACGGAUAGCAGUAGUGAUGACAUGCUUUCUGUAAUGAAAUGGAAUUUGAAGAGAGGAAAUGGCAACACAGAGAACCCUUUAGCAGAAGAAAAGUAUGCAGCUGAGAAUGAGAAAAGUGACGUUUUGCUGAAAUACUUAAAAAAUGCAAAUCUUAACCUAAGACCAGAACCCAUAGAACAUAAGGAAGAUGUUUCCUCUUCACAUGAAAAUAAUACAUUUUCAUAUCCUGAUUUCCUUCCUCCACCUUAUAACAGCUUGGAUUUACAAAAACUGUCCCUAUCAAAGUGGGAUGAUUGGAAAUUAGCCUUUAAUCCACCACUUGACGAAUCACUUGAUAAACUAAUUUCGCGCCUAGUGGAAAUGGAAAGGUUACAGCAUUUGACUAUAUUAAGAGAAAGGACAAAAGAACAGCCCAUUUCUCCCACCAUGGCAGUUAACAACCAUGCCAUUUCUUCAAAAGACAUACACCAGCUAAAGCAAUUGAAGCGCUCUGAUCUUUCAUAUCAUCAUGCAGCUUAUAAUGCAGAUCCUUGCAGUUUGGGCGAUUGUAUGCAAGAACCAGACCUAUCAAAAUGCACAUGCCAGCAUUGUCAUAAUAAGUGGGAUUCUGGAGCAUCAUCCCUUUUACGUUCAACCACAAACCACUUUCGAGUAUCUUGCAAUAAAUGUUCCAAAGCUCCAGUAAUUUUAGACUCCAGCAGUGUUCUCACACGUAAGUCUCUGUCAUGCUCUGGAAGUUCAUCAAAAAUCCGAUCAGCUGUCAAAAUGACUUCCUCAAAGUUACGUAUACCCAGUACACCUGUAGCUUGUUGCUUACCUGACAAUGCAAAUUCAAAGCCUAAGCAGCCAAGGACCAAAAGAAAAACUUGUAGGAAAACUGUAUCAAUGGGUAAAGUUUUCCACUCUCAGAGACUAAAAUCUAUAUCUGUCAUUUCAAAGCAAAAAUAUUCAAAUGCUGACCACCAGUGAUCUGUUGAAUUAAAUCAACAGGCAUCAAAUGCUGACCACCAGUGAUCUGUUGAAUUAAAUUAUCAGGCAUUCACUAAUGAGUGCAAGGAAUGGACAAUAGAAUUUUGGGAAGUUGUUCCCAAUUUGCAAUUUUAUGAGAGAAUCAGAUUUAUUUUUCUUUGAGAAUCUUUUCAUGUGAGAUUUUUAAGUAGUCGUGAACAUUAUUUGUGAAAUUCCAAAUUGUAAUCACAGUGCUCUUUUACUUUUAAAAAAUGUGUUUAGAUGUAUUUUUUAAAAAAUGUUUAAAUUGAAGAAACAAAUAAAGUGUGGUCUUUAGACUA
Messenger RNA from Hemicordylus capensis (graceful crag lizard), 2781 nucleotides. RefSeq names its product family with sequence similarity 217 member A (gene FAM217A). The transcript is spliced from 7 exons. Lineage: Eukaryota; Metazoa; Chordata; Lepidosauria; Squamata; Cordylidae. The coding region runs from base 761 to 2461 and encodes 566 amino acids. The record is from RefSeq and is a predicted model, not a curated record.